Cuscuta campestris is the source of this 4048-nucleotide messenger RNA. Lineage: Eukaryota; Viridiplantae; Streptophyta; Magnoliopsida; Solanales; Convolvulaceae. The record is from the annotation of a GenBank genome assembly.
GGCAGAAGAGAGAUGAUUAGGAAAAGUUUAUGUGAGUUUAAAAAAAUUAUAUACUCCGUACUCUCUAACGAAAUACUCUAGAACCCCAAUGUACACUACCAAAGUGGGCAUGUGUAAUUUAAACAUUUUUUUUUCUUCUCAAAUUUGUAAAAUCAAAAUGUGUAAAUAUAUUUGCGUUCGGGUACUCCCUAUGAGAUGAUAAGUGAAACUGUGGAAACAACAACCAAAAGCCCUAAAAACUUGAAGCAGACCAAAGGCCAAACCUGAAAGCUCUUCAAUGGCGGCUGCAGACGAAGAACCCAAGAGAAGAGGCAAGGGGGAAAGGCAUCAUAAACUUCCCUCAGGGGAGAGAGUUGAGGUGAGGUCGUUAGAUGAAGGGUUCCUCGGGUCAUGGCACACGGGUAAAGUGAUCCACGUCAAAAAAUCACUACGUAUUGUGGAAUAUGAUCACAUUCUGUGUGAUGACGGAUCUUCCAACUUGGUUGACACCCUGUCGGUCAGUCCUUUGAUUGACGGCGUCUGUACAAAAUCUGAUCAGUGGGACCCAAAUACUCAUCGCGGUGCAAUAAGGCCAUUGCCACCUCCACUCACUUUCAGCAAAUCAGCACCACUUCAGUAUGGACAAUGUGUAGAUUCUUUUAUCCAGGAUGCCUGGUGGGAAGGUGUGGUUUUUGACCACGAAGAUGGUUCUGAGGAGAGGAGAAUCUUUUUCCCAGAUCAGGGUGAUGAUAUGAUGGUCUGUGUUGAUAACUUGAGGUUAACCCAAGAGUGGGAUGAACUUACUGAGGAAUGGAAGCCUCGUGGGAACUGGGUUUUUCUUGAACUAAUCAAUGAAGUCAAAAAAGAAUCGCCCCUUUUUGUCUCGGUGAAACAAAUUUGGUAUGAAGCGAGGGAGAAGAAUGAAAAUAACAAACUAAUGGAAUGGACUUUUUUUGUUAGGGAUUAUUGGAGGGAAUUGUUAUCCCAAGUAAUAUUUGACAAUCUGAAGUUCACUGUGGAUCAGUUCUUAGGGUUAUUGAACUCCUCAGAACGCUUUGUACGGGAAGGACCACUUCUGGAAUUAUCUGAACCUAUUCUCAAGGCUCUAUUGAAACCAGAAGCAUCUCCAAGUGUUUCCAGUCAUCAAAUUGUUGAAGAACAGAAAGCACUUCCUGAUGGUCUUCUGCAUAAUGUUGAGAUUGGUUCGAGUAGUAAACGUGGAAGAAAAAACCAUAGUAAAUAUCUCAAAGCUUCUUGUGAGAAGCUUGAAUCUUCUGAAAUGAGAAAGCGUAAAUCGCGGAAAUGGCAUCCAUUAGUUAUUGAGCCGGAGUUUUGCCCUGACACAAUCAUUAAGUUCAGAAGAAUGUCGCUGAGCCAAAACAAACCACGACAAUUAUCCAUAAAAGUCAGGAAACAUCUUGCAUCUUUGGGAUGGAAAAUAAAGUGGACAACGUAUCGAGGGUACCAUAGGUUACGUUAUUUUUCACCUUCUGGAAAGUCAUAUGCAUCUCUUUAUAAAGUCUGCAGCGAGUUGGAAAAAGCAUCAGAACCAGGUUCUAAGGUUUGCAAAAAAAGAUGCCGACCCAGUUCUCGAGAUAUGUUAACGAAGAAGUUUUCAGAAGUUGAAGUUGAAGUUGAAUCUAAACACUGCCCUCAAUCAGUGAGUGAUUAUUUAAGUCCUGACAAAAAUUGCAGUUACAGUAUGAAGGAAAGGUCAGAGCUUCGUAUGGAAGCUACAAAGCAUCUGGUUUCUUGUGGAUGGAAAAUCUUCAACUAUUGGGCCCCCGGCAGAUUUCGCUAUUUGUCUCCUAAAGGGCAUUCAUGCUAUACACUUCCAGAAGCUUGCAGAUGGCAUGUUAAAGGCACGGAAACUGAGAACCAUAUUCUUGAUGAAAAUGAUAUAAAACCCCAGAAGGCAGAAUCAGUUGAUGUUGAGAAUUUGAGGCCGAGUAAAGUGAGAAAAAAGAGAAAUCUUUCCCCUCAAGAAUCAGGAGAUGUUACUGUAGACUGUAAUCCUUCAACCCAAUCCCAGAAAGUGGAAUCAGUUGAUGUUGAGAAUUUGAGGCCGAGCAAAUUGAGAAAAAAGAGAAAUCUUUCACCUCAAGAAUUAGGAGGAGAUGUUACUGCAGACUGUAAUCCUUCAACCCAAUCCCAGAAAGUGGAAUCCGUUGAUGUUGAGAAUUUGAGGCCGAGUAAGGUGAGAAAAAAGAGAAAUCUUUCACCUCAAAAAUCAGGAGAUGUUACCGUAGACUGUAAUCCUUCGACCCGAUCCCAGAAGGUGGAAUCAGUUGAUGUUGAGAAUUUGAGGUCAAGUAAAGUGAGAAAAAAGAGAAAUCUUUCCCCUCAAGUAUCAGGAGAUGUUACUGUAGACUCUAGUCCUUCAACCAGAUUGCUAAGAUCUACAAGAACGGCAGUUUCUUCCUCUCACAGAGGGCCUCGGACUGUGUUAUCUUGGUUGAUAGACAAUGGUGUGGUUGUUCCAGAGACGGCCGUUACAUAUCGUGGAAGGAGAUUGAAAGAGGGGAAAAUAACAAGGGAUGGAAUCAGAUGCAACUGCUGCCAGGAAGUUUAUAGCCUUACCAACUUUGAAAGUCAUGCAGGAAGCACCAAUCACAGGCCUGCAGUGAAUCUCUUUUUGGAAGAUGGAAGAUCGUUAGCUGAGUGUCAGUUGGAGAUUAAACAAAAAAGGGUUGUCAACAACACAUCAAUAGUGCAAUGGAGUCGAAAGAUGAAACGGAAUGACCAUAUUUGCUCUAUCUGCCACGACGGCGGUGAAUUAAUUCUUUGUGACCAGUGCCCAUCCUCAUUUCAUACUAGCUGUCUUGGUUUAGAGGAUAUUCCGGAUGGUGAUUGGUUCUGUCCAUCAUGCUAUUGUGGAAUCUGUGGCAAAAGUAAAUUCAAUAAAAACCAAGACCAAUUCACAGAUGAUAGCAAUCUCUGCUGUCAUCAAUGUGGACAUCAAUAUCAUUUUGGGUGUGUCAAAGACAGAGAUAAGAUUUUACUGCAGGAUAGUUACCAUUCUGGAAAUUGGUUUUGCACUAAAAGAUGUGAACAGAUUUUUUCGGGACUUCACCAGCUUCUGGGAAAACCAAUCCCAGUGGACAAUUUGCUAACUUUGACAUUUCUAAAAUGCACAAAAAUGAAUGAUUCCUUGUCCGGAGCACAGGACAAUGAGUUUAUGACAGAGAGUUAUGCAAAACUUAAUGUUGCACUUGAUGUGAUGCAUGAGUGUUUUGAUCCUAUCAAAGAAUCGCGUACCCGGAGCGAUAUAAUGGAGGAUGUUAUCUUUAGUAGAUGGUCCGAGUUGAACCGUUUAAAUUUUCAAGGAUUCUAUACUGUGGUUUUGGAGAAAAAUGAUGAACUCAUUACGGUGGCUACUGUUAGGGUCCAUGACGAGAAAAUAGCGGAGAUCCCCUUUGUUGGCACUAGAUUUCAAUAUCGACGACUUGGAAUGUGUCGGUUUUUGAUGAACGUUCUUGAGAAGAAACUCGGGGAAUUAGGAGUAGAACGGCUAGUGUUGCCAGCCGUGUCUAGUGCACUGGAUACAUGGACCACUUCAUUUGGUUUCUCAGUGAUGCAAGAUUCUGAGAGGUUAAAGCUGUUGAGUUACACAUUUCUUGAUUUCCAUGGCACGAUCAUGUGUCAAAAGAUGUUAAUGAACGUGGAUUCGAAUGCGCCAGCAGAAACCAAUCAGCAACCACCGGACCAAUCCAAGAAUGCCGAUUCUGAUCAAAAUAUUUCCAUUUCUGAGGUCUUUCAAGUUGAAAGUUUCAAUGCCGAUGAAAGUGGCGAUGACCAUCAACCACUGGGACGAAAGAACGCCGCUUGUAGCGAACUGUCUGCCAUGCAUUCUCAGUCCAAUAGCUGGAUGAACAUCUCCUGCCAACAGCAGCAACAUCCCAUCCUCUCUCUUCCUUCUCAUGUAUAAAACCAAGUUUUCCUGCUGGCUGAUAUAUUACUCUGGAAGAAAAGCUUGACCUUAGAGAAAGACCGAGGAAGGGAGGUGAUUGAUGGAUCGUGGGAUUGUACAUAGGGUAUAUCGUCUGAAAAAUGAAUUAGGUUGUUUUUU